AUGGAAAUUUGUUUUGAUACAAUUCAAGAUUAAUUGGCAAAGCAUGUAGAUUUGGCAAAGAUAGUAGAUUUUAAUGCACUUUCAUAAAAACCUGGAUUUAAGAUUGAACAAUGUAAUAGUUGGAUAUACAUUGGUCAAAUGAUGAAUGGAAAGAAGAAUGGAACAGGUAUUCUGAAAAUAGUUGAUUCUUUGAAAUUAUAUAUCGGCGAAUGGGUUGUGGAUUAAAAACAAGGUUUAGGAUAUGAAAAAUUCUCAAAUGGAGCUGAAUAUUAUGGUAGUUAUGAGAACAACAAAUAAAAUGGAUAUGGCGAAUAUUUUUGGGUUAACGGAGAAAUCUAUAAAGGCCACUGGAUAGAUGGAUAGAAAAGUGGUUAUGGAGAGUGGCUGGGACAAAAUUCAUGGUAUAAAGGUGAAUGGAAAAAUGGCUAUGUGGAAGGAAGAGGGGUAUAUUAAUCUGAAAAAGGAGAUCUAUACACAGGCGACUUUGUAGCAUCAAUGAAACACGGAAUGGGGGAAGAACGCUUUUCUAAUGGUGAUUUAUUUAGAGGAAAUUUUAUUAAUGGUAAACCAGAAGGGUAUGGUGAAUACGUUUGGAAAUCUGGCAGCCUAUAUUAGGGAUUCUUUCUAAAAGGUAUGAGGCAUGGUCAAGGUGUAUGGCAGUCUUCAACUUCUAGUUUGUGUGAUAAAUAUGAUGGAGCCUAUUAAUUUGAUAAAAAAUCAGGAUACGGUGAAUUUAUUUGGGCUAAUGGAACUGUUUAUAAAGGCUAAUUUCAAGAUGAUCUUAGGUAGGGUUAUGGAGAAAUUUAUUCUAAAGGGGUUUUAAUUUAUUAAGGGGAAUGGGAAAGGGAUGUAUAAAUUGAAAAAUCAGGAUUAAGACUAAAAUUUUAAUAGAAAUAAUACAUUCAAAAUCACAUUGCCUUGUAUUCAAAGCAUCCAAACGUGGAAGAGAUUAAAGAAUUAGAAGAAGAAUCCAAUGGAUCAGAGCCUGAAAGAUUAUUACAAGAAAAUAGGAACAUUCAAUAAAAAAGGACAGAGAAAUUUAGAUUAACAACUUUGCAUUUUGAUAGUAGAACUAAGACGCAUCGAAUUUCUCCUAUGAAACGGAGCUUAGAUUUAUAAAACUCCUCAGCUUCAGUAUAAAAUAAAAAAAAUAGAGUUCAAUCUUAAACAUAAUGCAAAACACAAAUAAUUUAAUAACACAAGCAUAGAUCGAUUUCUUAUUCAAAUUAAGUGUAAAUAACUAAUAAAGAAAUGUCUAAAAAUAAUUAACAUUCAUAACCGAAAAAAAGUAGAUUAAAAUUGGAAAAGUUGAAAUGA
Messenger RNA from Paramecium tetraurelia, 1317 nucleotides. RefSeq lists its product as uncharacterized. The transcript has 4 exons. The record is from RefSeq and is a predicted model, not a curated record. Lineage: Eukaryota; Ciliophora; Oligohymenophorea; Peniculida; Parameciidae.